This is a messenger RNA of Diplodia corticola, 2016 nucleotides long. RefSeq names its product glucosamine-fructose-6-phosphate aminotransferase. NCBI's taxonomy places the organism in Eukaryota, Fungi, Ascomycota, Dothideomycetes, Botryosphaeriales, Botryosphaeriaceae. The record is from RefSeq and is a predicted model, not a curated record. The coding region runs from base 1 to 2016 and encodes 671 amino acids. Gene Ontology annotation, molecular function: carbohydrate derivative binding; L-glutamine:D-fructose-6-phosphate transaminase (isomerizing) activity. The transcript is spliced from 3 exons. Gene Ontology annotation, biological process: fructose 6-phosphate metabolic process; protein N-linked glycosylation; UDP-N-acetylglucosamine metabolic process.
AUGGCAAGCCUUUCGCGCCUCGAGUACCGCGGCUACGACUCGGCAGGUCUCGCCGUCGAUGGCGACAAGAGGGACGAGGUCUUCGCCUUCAAGGAGGUUGGCAAGGUCGCCAAGCUGAAGGAGCUCAUCGACGAGCAGAAGCCCGACCUGACCAAGGUCUUCGACUCGCACGCCGGCAUUGCACACACCAGAUGGGCCACCCACGGUAUUCCCUCGCGCGUCAACUGCCACCCCCACAGGUCUGACCCCACCUGGGAGUUCUCCGUUGUCCACAACGGUAUCAUCACCAACUACAAGGAGCUGAAGGCCCUGCUGGAGACCAAGGGCUUCAAGUUUGAGACGGAGACGGACACCGAGGCCAUCGCCAAGCUGGCCAAGUACAUCUACGACAGCCACCCGGACAUUGACUUCCCCGUCCUGGCCAAGGCCAUCAUCAAGGAGCUGCAGGGUGCCUUCGGUCUGCUGCUGAAGUCGGUGCACUACCCUCAUGAGGUCAUCGCGGCCCGCAAGGGUUCGCCCCUUGUCAUUGGUGUCAAGACGCAGAAGAAGAUGAAGGUCGACUUCGUCGAUGUCGAGUUCUCUGACGCCGAUGCCCUGCCGGCCGAGCUUGCUUCGCAGAACGUCGCGCUCAAGAAGGCCAACACCGGCGGCCUCCUCGCUCCUCCUGACAAGUCCCUCCUCCACCGCUCGCAGUCGCGUGCUUUCCUCUCGGACGACGGCGUCCCGAUCCCCACCGAGUUUUUCCUCUCGUCCGACCCGUCUGCCAUCGUCGAGCACACCAAGAAGGUCCUGUACCUCGAGGACGACGAUAUCGCGCACAUUCACGAGGGCUCUCUCAACAUUCACCGUGUCAACAAGGAGGAUGGCGCCUCCAAUGUCCGUGCUAUUCAGACUUUGGAGAUUGAGCUCCAGGAGAUCAUGAAGGGUCAGUUUGACCACUUCAUGCAGAAGGAGAUUUUCGAGCAGCCUGAGUCGGUUGUCAACGCCAUGCGUGGUCGUCUCGACAUCGACAACAAAAAGGUCACUCUUGGUGGUCUGCGCCAGUACAUCACCACCAUCAGGCGCUGCAGGAGGAUCAUCUUCAUCGCCUGCGGUACUUCAUACCACUCUUGCAUGGCUGUUCGUGGUAUUUUCGAGGAGCUGACCGAGAUCCCCAUCUCCGUCGAACUGGCGUCCGACUUCCUGGACCGUCAAGCCCCUGUCUUCCGCGACGAUACCUGCAUCUUCGUUUCGCAGUCUGGUGAGACUGCCGACUCUCUCAUGGCUCUCCGCUACUGCCUGGAGCGCGGUGCCCUGACCGUUGGUAUCGUCAACGUUGUCGGUUCGUCCAUCUCUCUCCUCACCCACUGUGGUGUCCACAUCAACGCAGGCCCCGAAAUUGGUGUUGCGUCCACGAAGGCCUACACUUCCCAGUUCGUCUGCAUGGUCAUGUUUGCCCUUUCUCUCAGCGAGGACCGUUACUCCAAGCAGCAGAGGAGGCACGAGAUUAUGGAGGCUCUGGGCAAGGUCUCGGAGCAGUUCAAGGAGAUUCUCAAGCUCGACCAGAACAUCAAGGAGCUUUGCCAGAAGUUCAAGAACCAAAAGAGCUUGCUUCUUCUUGGCCGUGGCGCCCAGCACGCCACCGCUCUGGAGGGCGCCCUCAAGAUCAAGGAGAUUUCGUACCUCCACUGCGAGGCUGUCAUGUCCGGUGAGCUGAAGCACGGUGUGCUUGCUCUUGUCGAUGAGAACCUCCCAAUCGUCAUGAUCCUUACCCGCGAUGACAUCUUCCCCAAGUCGCUUAACGCGUACCAGCAGGUCAUUGCCCGUAGCGGUCGUCCCAUCAUCAUCUGCAACAAGGACGAUGAGGAGUUCCCUGCGGACAAGACCGAGAAGAUCGAGGUUCCCCGGACCGUCGACGUCCUCCAGGGUCUGCUGAACGUCAUCCCUCUGCAGCUGAUGGCCUACUGGCUGGCCGUCGGUGAGGGUCUCAACGUUGACUUCCCCAGGAACCUGGCGAAGUCUGUUACCGUCGAGUAA